Messenger RNA from Varanus komodoensis (Komodo dragon), 1049 nucleotides. Its product is annotated as zona pellucida-binding protein 2-like. Gene Ontology annotation, biological process: binding of sperm to zona pellucida; acrosome assembly. Gene Ontology annotation, cellular component: extracellular region; zona pellucida receptor complex; acrosomal vesicle. Bases 1 to 933 code for a protein of 310 amino acids. The record is from RefSeq and is a predicted model, not a curated record. The transcript has 6 exons. Lineage: Eukaryota; Metazoa; Chordata; Lepidosauria; Squamata; Varanidae.
AUGCGGAAGAGUAGGUGCAAGUGCGGUUGUCAAAGCACUAUUACACCAUGUGGGGCCCCUUUUCGGUAUACUCGAACACCUGGAAUCCGACCUUGGAUCUCACUUCACUGCCACAAUCUACCAACAGAAUCACAAAGAUUUGUUUUAUCUGAUUAUGGUAGCUUGGAAAUUUAUAAUAUUAUAGGCAGUGAUGCUGGCAGUUAUACUUGCAAAGUGAGCUAUAUAUAUAAUGGCGAUCAACUGACCACAGAAAUCCAUUUUAUGAUCUAUGUGUAUCAUAUGCCUGGAAAGAGUAUACAUCUAUCAUCUCAAUUCACAACUGGAACAUGUGAAACCAAUGUAGUUGCUUCAUUUGAAAAGUAUCUGUUAGAGAAGCUGGAGAGCUUAAUUCACAACCUGGGUUGUAAAAUUAACCAGUGGGGUACCCAAUGUCAUGCAUCUACAGACAUGCUGGAAAAGAUAAAACACAAGCUUACUUUUCAGUUUGUAGUGUUUCCUUUAGUUCUGACUACAGCAGAUCUCUGUCGAAGCUCUCAAUGUGAAAAUUCCACAAGCAAUAUUAAAAAGGCAUAUGACAGGAUCAAGCAGUUCUUUGAGGUCCAGAAAACUAAUUCCUCUCACAGUGAACUCUUAAAUUAUAUCCCUGGCAGUCUGACUGGAGUUAAAGUCGACCACUGCAAACCAGGUUUUGGGAAAAACAUAAAUGCCAUUAACAAUGAUACAAUAUGUCCAGGAUGUUGUGUAACAUGUCCACCAGGUAAAUUCAGUGCAAACUAUGGUACAAUCUGCAUUCUCUGUUCUGCUGGUUCCUAUAAUGGAAAGUAUGGUCAAGUUGCAUGUGAAAGCUGUCCAAAAGCACAAAGCAGUGAUGAAAAGGGUGCAGAGACAAAAAGAAAAUGUCACAGUAAGUUUUUGGAAUAUGUUACCAAAUAAAUAUUCCUUAAGCCAACCUUUCUUCUUUUGAGAAAUAUGGAAAACCCUAACAAUUAAAACAUUUUUGGAGAAUGGCUGCGAUAGAGGCUUGUUUUGCACGGUUUCUUUAGUGAUUU